AUGCCAAACACCUGCACCCCUCCCUCCUCCGGUCCUCUUGACUCUGUCAUGACAGAGGACCCAGGUGGAGGGGAACGGAGUGCGGUAAAUGUUGCCCAAGUCCACUAUUAUUGCAAAUUGAUUCACGCACCAUGCUGCGGAGCACACGAUGGGCAUCGUCGGAAACGACAGUCGAACUGUGAGAUAGUGGUGAGGAAGAUUUGAGAAACUUCGACCUCCCUAAUCCUCUUGGUGGAUCGCAGUCAAGACUGCGUCAAUAUUUCUGGCAGGAAGAUGGGGUCUGGAGACUGAGCUGUCCCAGAGCCCUCGCUCACACGUCUCACAACAUGGCUGGUUAGUCCGUGUGGCCUAAUUCAAGCUACGCAUACUUAAAUUUUCCAGGUGAAAGUUUAACAGAACCACAGGCGAAUGAAAUAAAGAGUUAAUAGCAUUACCCCGUUUAGGAACUCAGCGUUUAUAUACCAAUGGUUUUGGCGUAAUUUAAUGUGGGUGAAUAUAACACAAAAACACACAGAUGAUUAUCUAGGUAGAAUGGCAUUACCGAAAAAGACAAGGGAGACUGUAAUGGCCAUUUCUGGCUUAUUUGCCGUCGUCAGCCAGUCAUACCCAACCCCGAAGUGUGGGACACCCGAAGCUCGAACUCAGGACCUGUUAGUUAUAAGUCCAUGCCUCUAAUCACUGGGCCACGAGCCCGUUGCCCUGUCGGUUUUGAUCAUGCGUCUCUCUGCGGCUGCUGGUUGGGCUCGAGAGAGAGCCCAUAAGGCACAAAGGAACGAGUGAGUUCCGUAAGACCGAUCAUCAUCAGAUGAUUGUUUUUUUAAAGCACUUCAAUGACCUUCCUGAUGGUAUCAGAGAAGGACGUUUUGCCAAGUUACAUAAUACUUAGCAGAAUCAGCAAGUGCAAGCAUAAUUUUUGGCCAAAAGUAAAUGAACAAAGCGAAAUGCUGGUACCAUAAUCAGAGUAGCGUCUGGCAAAAUAGCUGACAAGCGAGAUGAGGAAGAUCAUCAAGAGUCAGUCGCAAAGCAUCUUCUGGAUAUCUACCAUAUUACGGGCUCCAAGAUGUUGCUCGAGGUUCCCUUUGAUAAGAAAGUGCCCAACUUCUAUGCCAUUCAUAGACCGCAGCAAUACGGAAGUAAAAGCCUGUACCGCGCAAUGAGUUGGUUCAGGUGACUCACCUUUCUGUAUCAGCCAACUCAGGUCAGGCCCGCCUUAGAUCUGCGCUUCAAGCUGCUUAUCCCCUAUCCCACCUGACUUUCACGUGCUGUUUUUCGAGUAGCGGUCUCCUUCUCUCCUGCCAGGUCCACAUGAUAUUCUAUGUUAUCUUAGAAUGGUAUGCCCACCGAGCUAUGACCAGGGAAAGGCUGCUAGCUGUUGGAUGAGAUACAAAGCAAAUUAAUGGCGUUUCUAGAUACCCUUUAAUGUUUAAACUUAAAAAAAUUCGAGGCAUGCCUGAUAAGUUAUGUGUCAAGGAUUUUAGGUCGGGCAUGUGGUGGAAGUCCGAACAACAUUUAAAAUCUAGCCUCGAAAGGUACAUUGCUAGAAGAUGGUGCAUGGGGGACCAAAAAUCCCGCUAGCCACAUUUUGGCGUUUCUGUGUAUUAUAGCGUUGGAAGGGUACUGAAGUGGUCUCCAUUUCCAAAUCGGAAUAGGCACAGGAAUUUACUGAGGCUUAAUACUCCAGCACAAACAUUAUCAUGGCGGAAUUUCGACCUAGAAGUUUACCAGGGAGGGUCAGCGUGCUCUACAAACACCCACUCAAGACAGUAACCAGCAUAUCUGUCCAGGCGGAGUUUCAGCAGACGGUCGUCCUCGCUCAAAAUACAGUCAGCCUCGACCUUACCAACAUUCCCCUCCGGUUUUUAUCGUAACGCUGCCUGUUCAUUCUACGGACGUGCGCUCUGUUUGUGAAACUUCUAUGUCCGAAGAUGUUCAAGUGCCAUACUUUCUCUCUGUCUUUAUCAAUUUGUAUGGUGAGGGUUCGAAGGCGACAACGUAAAAUUCCAGAAUACAUCUUGAUUAUUUCAGAAAACUUCCCCUUCUUCAUUAUGUCAGCUCGGAAUGAAUAUUUGUUUCAGUUUCAGUUUAUUUGAGGGAAACAUAGGUGUUGAACCUGUGAACUCCCUAUUUACCACAGAAAAAGAUGUCCCGUUUUGGGGAGGCACAUGUUCGUUACUUGGUUGGCACUAUUCUGAUUAAUACUUUUUGGUCAUUUUUGACAGAAGUCAUCCCUCAGAAUGUACAGGUGGAAAUUAAUCACACAAACAACUGCACACAUGAAGUCUGCCAAUCACGUUUAAUGUCGGAGAUCCACGCCUAUUGGUUAGAUUGACUUGAUCGAUAUAGAGCCUAUUCAAAUGGCAUCAGCUGCCUGCUAGGAGUUUCUACAGAUCCACAGACAUGUCAGGGCGAUUUGCUGAAUACCUUUCCGAGGCCAAGCAGAAGGAACUCCGGGAUAUCGCUAAUGCGAUCGUCGCCCCUGGCAAAGGUAUCUUAGCUGCCGAUGAAAGUGUUUGUAAGUCAGGAUUUAAAGCACUCGAUGAGUUUCGCUCACUUUAGCAACCAUCGGAAAACGGUUCAAGAGCAUCAAUUUGGAGAAUACAGAAGAAAAUAGGCGGUUAUACCGACAACUCCUAUUUAGCACCGAUCCCUGCUUAGCCAAGCAUAUUUCCGGAGUUAUCCUUUUCCACGACACUGUCUACCAAAAAACGGAGGAUGGAACUCCACUAAUCAAGCUACUUCAAGUAAAUCACUGAGCUUUUUUGCCGAAUGAUUAGUCAUUUGCAAAUUCUACCGCAUGUAGUUAUGAUGGCAGUUUGAAAAUUCUAUUCCUAGAUUUAUUUUAUCGGAAUUUUAUCACACACUUUUGCAGGAUCGUGGCAUUAUCCCCGGAAUCAAAGUCGAUAAGGGUGUUGUGCCUUUGGCUGGCACCUGGGAUGAAGGAACAACUCAAGGUCUGGAUGGUCUGAGUGAGAGGUGUGCUCAAUACAAAAAAGACGGCUGCCACUUUGCCAAAUGGAGAUGUGUGCUGAAGAUUACUGAAAGGACCCCAUCGUAUCAGGCCAUGAUGGAGAACGCCAAUGUGUUGGCGAGGUACGCCGUGAUAUGUCAGCAGGCAAGUCAAACUUCUUUGCGAACUUUUGGUUAUGUUGUUCUCAGACAAUCGUGGUGCCUUAUGUAUUCUACUUGACUUUAGAACGGAAUCGUCCCCAUUGUGGAGCCGGAGGUCUUGCCUGAUGGAACCCAUGAUCUGUACGUUGCUCAGCGGGUCACUGAAGAGGUACUCGCUUGGCAGUACAAGGCUUUGGCUGAUCAUCACGUGUACCUUGAGGGCACAUUGCUCAAACCGAACAUGAUCACCGCUGGCCACUCAUGCAGCCAAAAGUUCUCCAAGGAGCAGAAUGCCCUCGCAACAAUCCAAACUCUGCAACGACGGGUCCCAGCCGCUGUACCCGGUACGACAGUUCCCAAUAUACUUUUUGACUGAUGUUUCUGAAUCAGUUAACGAGAUUUUUCUGUUUUAGGUAUUGUCUUUUUGUCCGGAGGUAUGUCAGAAGCAGACGCCACCUACAACUUAAAUGCUAUCAAUGCCAUGCCAGGCAAGAAGCCCUGGGCAUUAACCUUCAGCUUUGGAAGAGCUCUCCAGGCCUCCGUCAUCAAGAUCUGGCAAGGCAAGAAAGAGAAUACUCAGGCCGCCCAGAACGAGCUUUUAAAAUUGGCUCAAGUAAGCCGCCAAUACUUAACACAUCUCUCAUUGAGUCUUUCCUUCGCGAGUCAUGAUUGCUAUGGGCCGUUGAAGGUUACUUUACUUGGUUCAUGUUUUUCGCAUCCUAGGCCAACGGUCUGGCGGCAUUGGGAAAAUUUGAGGGGACUCUGGAGACGGCUGCUGGAGGACAGUCUCUCUUCGUCGCCAAUCACGCAUACUGA
Spirometra erinaceieuropaei is the source of this 3924-nucleotide messenger RNA. Lineage: Eukaryota; Metazoa; Platyhelminthes; Cestoda; Diphyllobothriidea; Diphyllobothriidae. The record is from the annotation of a GenBank genome assembly.